AUGCCAGUUGCCUUUGCAGCAUCGUUCGCACCUUUGCAGCGGCAGAGAAUUAGAUUACGGGCAACCGCAUCAGAAGUUCUUUUCAUCAGCAAGAACCUGAGGGUGACCAAUGUGGGACCCAAGGGAUUGGGAGUGGUUGCUACGGCACCUCUGGCAAGAGGCGAGCUGUUACUUGAAGAAGCUCCACUGCUCUUGUUUCAAAACCAGUCCUUUGAAGUCAUUUUCGGUGAUCUGCAGGAUGUUCUAAUUGACGAUCGGGCGUUUGAUCUUUGGGAAUCUAGUCUGAAGGAAACGGUGGAAUCUCAAUGCGAUGAAGAGUCUGCUGCCCUGUUUUGGGAUCUUGCCGACACGUGCAGCGAGCCUGGCUUUAAGACGGCGCUUGGAAUUGCUCGAACCAAUGCGUUGGGUUUAGAUGCUGAUUCAGCCGGCCUUUUCCUCUUUCUGUCGCGCUUUAACCACAGCUGUCAGCCCAACGUCCAUCACAGCUGGCAGGAGGACCGGGGCACGCAAGUUCUGCGUGCUUCUUGCAGCAUUGCUGAGGGCGAAGAGCUCUGCAUUUCGUAUUUGUCCUUGUUGGCGCUGUGUGCUCCUACUCGUGAGCGUCUCGGAGAAAUCAGUGAUCGCUUCGGGUUUGAUUGUGCGUGUACUGCAUGUUCUGCCGGUGAACGGCGAACACGUGACAGCGACUGGAAGAGAGAACGCCUGUCGCAACUAUGUGCAGCUUUGUCACAGGAUGAGAGCAGAGACCAUGAAAAGUCUGGGCCAUCAGACGGAAUACGCCUACUGCUGCGCAAGCGGAUCCCUUUGUUCUUCGAAGUGGAACAAGAGAGCCGACAAGAUGUCGAAGCUAUACUCCAGAAGGGCCCGCGAGGAGAUGAUACCGAUACCUCAGAGACCAUUGUGGAAACUAUCGACAUGAGUAGUGGCCUUCGUGAGGCCAUGGAUCUUCUGGAUGAGGAGCUGCUUGGAAACCCGGCAGCGCAGGCACUUUGCUUCUUUGGAGGUUUCCGAAAAGCAAUGGCCUUUGGUCGGCUGUCAGCUGCCAAGUCCCUGGCCAAAGCCGCCUGGAAUGCUACCUCCACUGCUGAGGGGGUCGGGGUCAACCUGGGCUCGGCGCAGGGUGUCUCAGCCUCCAAGCUACUGACAACUCUCCAUGAGGUGUUGGCGAGAUCGCUCAACUUGAUGAGGCUGGCCCUGGUGGCUGCACCUGCCUUGGUUCAAUGCUUCUAUAUUCACAGCGUGGACUUUUUCAGCUGGCUUUCAAAGCUCAUUCUGGUCUACGUUCUGAUGGGAACUGUCUGUUUCAUUGUCAUGCCGGAUCAACUCUACAACGGGAUGGGUAUGGGCAUGUUUCGGUGGGCCUUUGAAAUUUUCUACCCCGAGAUUGCCCGGUCCAACGGCAGCUUACACGAUCCGGCAGAGAAAGCGAUUGCCUGCGUAGCGGGGCGCAGGAUUGGCCAGCUUGCCGGAAUGCGAGCCAGACUCAGGUGGCAUGGAUCCACAAAGUAUCUCUGUUUGACGCCAGAUGGCUGGACCGUUACUGGUGAUGAAAAACAUGCUUGCUCCGUGGAGUUCCACAGUGUGUACUGGCAAGAUAGGCUGGUCCCCGAUACGUACAUGCUGAGGCUGCUCGCUCCUACAUCCGAUUUUCACGAGUGCUGGCUUUCCUUCAAGCCCGUGAACCAUCUUCGAUAUGGUGGCUGGUUGGCUGCUUAUCCCAAUGAGCAGAAGGCUUCUCCUUACAAGGUGGUUCGAGACAGCUCCUGCCCAGCAGAUGCUUGCAAGCUACUCUGUGCCUGGACCAACAUGUUGCCUCCCUCACAGAGGUCCUGCACAGGCCAACUCCUUUGUUGGUUUGAUGAGAUGUCGGAACAGCUGCAGCCAGCCAUACCAUUCUGUACCUGCUGA
Molecule: messenger RNA, 1908 nt
Organism: Symbiodinium pilosum
Lineage: Eukaryota; Dinophyceae; Suessiales; Symbiodiniaceae
Source: the annotation of a GenBank genome assembly